CCCGCCUUCGUUCAGUGACGCGCUUCCGCCAAGAUGGUCGUAGGCGCUUUUCCCAUCGCUAAGCUGCUCUAUCUGGGCGUCCGUCAGCUCAGUAAACCGGUGGCCAACAGGAUUAAAGCAGGAGCUCGGAGUAGUGAAUUCUUCAAGAAUUACAUAUGUCUUCCUCCGGCGCAGGCGUACCACUGGAUCGAGAUGAAAACGAAGAUGAGGAUAAUGGGCUUCCGUGGCUCUGCCAUCAAACCACUUAAUGAGGACGCGGCUGCAGAGCUGGGAGCCGAGCUGCUCGGCGAGGCCAUCAUCUUCCUCAUCGGGGGCGGCUGUCUUGUACUGGAGUACAGCAGGCAGGCAGCGAACAGCAGGAGAAAGGAAGAGGAGCUGACCCUCACUAUCAACAGCCUGCAGACGCAACUUGGAGAACUGGCCCUUACCACAGAAACACUAGACGCUCAGCUCCGUGAGGUCAACAGGCUUCUGCUGUCCUUGCCACCUGCGCCGAGUGGCAAAAACUAACGCCAAACAUUAAUGCGUGGCACCGAGUGGGACAGACAGACUAAAUCUGUAUGUGUGUGACGUACUACAAUACAAAGUGGCACCACCAUGUAUAUAUGACACUUGAAAAAAUCCUGCCAGGUUUUGUGAGCCUGGGAUCAACAUGUAAUCAGAAUGGGCAUCAGAACCUGUGGUUUAGUGUGUGUACUCAUUUUGUGGCUUGGUUCAGUAUUGCAUAUGUGGACAGCAAAAGAUUCAUUUAUUGGCACAAUUUAACCCAAGUUAAUUUGUUCUCUUAUCACACUGUGCAGAAACGUUUCAUAUUUCUCUGUAGGACUUUUGUAGUUCAUUAGACAACUGAAUUCAAUCUGAAAAUAGUUGAUGGUCGUAGCUUGGUUAAGGUCAAUCGCAAUAAGUAUAUUUGUUUCUGAAUGUCUCAGAAUUCAGCUCAGCUGCAUUUUAUUGAAUCCGUUUAUUCAAUACUGACUGCUCGUAGCUCAGAGCAAUGAGGAACAGGAAGUGUUUUCACUUUCGCACUGUAUGUCAUUGUCUGGAUUGUUUUGUGCAUUUGGCCAGGUUAGUGAUGCCCUUCCCCUAUCUUCAGUUUCAUGCUCUAAAACACAAUAUUUCACUCAUUGUUGGUUAAUUAACUAAUCAAACAUUUGUGUCGUUGUGUUUGGGCAAAGCAAACUGCAAAUAGACUUUGGAUAAUUACAUUAAGUAAAAGUUUGAGAAAAUUGAAUACAUCAGACUUGUGAUUGCAAGCCCCAUGCCUGUGCACUGAUCCUGUUUGUCUUGGAGGAUGUCUGAAACGAUAUGUGCAUAGAGAUGUAUAUUGAUUAUUGUAAAAUAAAAUAAAAUGAAUGCCCUAUAGCUUGGCUGUUUUUU
Molecule: messenger RNA, 1377 nt
Organism: Pangasianodon hypophthalmus (striped catfish)
Lineage: Eukaryota; Metazoa; Chordata; Actinopteri; Siluriformes; Pangasiidae
Gene: opa3
Product: outer mitochondrial membrane lipid metabolism regulator OPA3
Exons: 2
Coding region: 34-510 (158 amino acids)
Biological process (GO): regulation of lipid metabolic process
Cellular component (GO): mitochondrion
Source: RefSeq, a predicted model, not a curated record